This is a messenger RNA of Knipowitschia caucasica, 1389 nucleotides long. The record is from the annotation of a GenBank genome assembly. NCBI's taxonomy places the organism in Eukaryota, Metazoa, Chordata, Actinopteri, Gobiiformes, Gobiidae.
AUGCAGCACCCUCUAACCCUAACCCUAACGCCUGGUAAAACUGCAGGAGGCGUGGAUCACUGUAAAAACUAUGUGAGUCCAUGUUCAGACCUGACUCAGGCGUCACUCUGGAACAGAAGCUGCCUCCCCAUGGCGUACUCCACUGGAACCAUCGCCAAGGGCUGUUUCGGCAAAAUCUACAAGGAGAAGUACAAUGACAAGUGGGCCGCGAUCAAGAGGGUCCCAAUGGGUCUCAUCAACAGGAAGGACCUGGAGAGGGAGUGUGCCGUCUAUAAAAAAGCGGAGCACCCCAACAUUGUGAAACUCUUGGGCCCUGUCACCCUCAAAAGUGGAAAAUAUGUCAUUCCACUGGAGUUCAUUGACGGGGAGGAUUUGGAGACAACUAUUUUCAAAGUGUCAAAGUCCAAAGUGCCGUCGACCAGCUCUGCAAAAACCACCAUCAUUGUGGGAAUGUGUGAAGGCCUCUUCCAUCUGCAUCUGCGAGACAUUGUCCACCAAGACCUGAAGCCAGACAACAUCAUGGUGGAACACGGCACAAACAGAGCCGUCAUCAUCGACCUGGGGCUGGCCAAGUUCUUCAAAAAUGGUCUGAACUCUGCGAUGGACAUGGGCAACGAAGCGUACUCUGCCCCGGAGGUCCUAAGGAUCGGCAGCCAGCGGGAUCAGCGCUCGGAUGUCUGGGCCAUGGGAAAGAUCAUCGCUGAACUGUGCGCCCGCGUCCGCCUGGUCACCACCAGCGUGAACCCAGAGAAGAUCAAAGAGAUUCUGAAGGACAGCCCCUACUGCAGCGCCGUGUGCCGCAUGGUGCAGCCCGACCCUUCACUGCGCGCCACCAUGGCCGGGGUCAUCAGUGCUAUAAGAGUUGCAGACGUGGAUAAAAGCAAAGCAGGUGGAGCAGGAAUGCAUCGCCUCGCACCACCCGCAAACAUCAACCGUUCUCCAAACCGCUCCCCGUCCCCCAUGAACCGAGCCGGCUCCCCGCACAUCACAGCCCACUCUCCCUACAGGGACAGACACCCCUCUCCCUCGCCUCUCCCUCCGCCUGCUUUAAGAAAUCCAAUCAACCGCUCUCCAUCCCCUCUGCACUGGGAGCGCUCCCCCAGGCCUCAGCUCAGAGGCCUCCGCGCCUCCCCCUCACCUCCUCGGCCAAACCAGCACCACCUCCCUGUGGUCAAGGCAGACGCACAGCUCGCUCCAGACCUGAUGAAGAUGAAGCUGUACGACGAGGCGAUGAAGGACAUGCCCUGUAACUUACCCGCGCAUGGACGAGUGGUGGUGCGCAGGUUUGAGGAGAAGGACGGCGAGGUGGAGAUGUGGCAACAGAAAGAGCUGGUGAUGCGCGACGGCCGCAUCGUCAAAUUCAACGACGUCAAGAUGAACAGUAAUUAA